AUGGCCACCCAAAGCAAAUGCAAGAUUUUGUUCAUAGGAAGCACUGGCUAUGUGGGUAAGUUUGUGGUUGAAGCAAGCGCCAAGGCUGGCCAUCCAACCUAUGCUCUUUUAAGUGAUUCUACUCUCUCUGAUCCAACUAAAUCUCACAUCAUCAACCACUUCAAGAGCUUGAAAGUUAUUUUUGUAUCUGGCAAUCUCUACGAUCACGAGAGUCUGGUUAAGGCCAUAAAACAAGUAGAUGUGGUAAUAUCAACUGUUGGUAAUGAUCUGUUUGCCGAUCAAGUUAGAAUCAUCUCAGCCAUCAAAGAAGCAGGCAAUGUUAGGAGAUUUUUGCCUUCGGAGUAUGGGAAUGAUGUGGAUCGUGUGCAUGGGGUUGAGCCAGCAAAAUCACUUUUCAAUGCGAAGGCUCAAAUUCGUCAAGCUGUGAAGGAUGCUAAUAUUCCCUUUACCUUUAUUUCCUCUAACUUUUGUUCUGCUUGGUUCCUUCCUUCCUUGGCUCAGCCUUAUGAUCUCAAUGCUUCCGCUCCUCCUAAAGAUAAAGUUUUUAUCUUAGGAGAUGGAAUUUCUAAGGUAAUAUUCAAUGAGGAACAUGAUAUUGCCACCUAUAUUAUUAAAGCUGUGGAUGAUUCGAGAACUCUCAACAAAAUCCUCUAUGUUAGACCUCUUCAAAACAUCUACUCUUACGUUGAUCUUGUGUCUCUUUGGGAGAAGAAAUGUGGGAUAAUCCUCGAGAAAAUCUACGUUUCCGAAGAACAACUGUUGAAGAAUAUCCAAGAAGCUCCAACUCCAUUAAACAUAAGGCUAUCAAUUUUUUACUCAGCUUUUGUGAAGGGAGAUCAAACAAACUUUGAUAUUGAAGCAUCAUUUGGAGUGGAAGCCACAGAACUAUAUCCCAAUGUUAAAUAUACAACUGUGGAUGAAUUUCUAAAUCAAUUUGUUUGA
This is a messenger RNA of Cucumis melo (muskmelon), 942 nucleotides long. Its product is annotated as phenylcoumaran benzylic ether reductase Pyrc5-like. The record is from RefSeq and is a predicted model, not a curated record. Gene Ontology annotation, molecular function: oxidoreductase activity. NCBI's taxonomy places the organism in Eukaryota, Viridiplantae, Streptophyta, Magnoliopsida, Cucurbitales, Cucurbitaceae. The coding region runs from base 1 to 942 and encodes 313 amino acids. The transcript has 5 exons.